This is a messenger RNA of Theileria orientalis strain Shintoku, 792 nucleotides long. RefSeq lists its product as hypothetical. The coding region runs from base 1 to 792 and encodes 263 amino acids. The transcript has a single exon. The record is from RefSeq and is a predicted model, not a curated record. NCBI's taxonomy places the organism in Eukaryota, Apicomplexa, Aconoidasida, Piroplasmida, Theileriidae.
AUGAAUGUGUUUAAGUGUUUGUUUUUGCGCAAGAAUAAGAAGUCUGCCUCAAAGGACAGAGGCUUGAGUUUUAAACCAAAGUCAAAGGCGAAGAAGGUCCCUGCCAUUGCCGACUCAAAUAACAUCAACUCUAAUAUUUUAAGCGGAAUUUACGUUGAGGACGUCAGUGUUCUUAGAAUUGACGACAAACCUCUUGCUAAUCUUGAGGAACUGCCUUUGUGUGCCAACGCUUCUGAGGUUCAAUCUGGCGACAGCAACUGUGCCACCCAUGAGAUCGCGGACGUCGACUCCAUCACCUCCACGGUCGCUGACGACAGCGUUAGCGCCGAUCAGACUGUGAGCGUUAGUGAGACCGUUAGCGCCGAUGAGACUGUUACCACUGAUGAGACUGCCAGCGUUAGUGAGACCGUGAGCGUUAGCGCCGAUGAGACUGUCGGCGUUAGUGAGACAGUUGGCACCAAUGUGACUGUCAGCAUUAACGGGACCGUCGACGGCACUGAUAUCACCAUCACCUCCAGUGACGGCAUCACCACUGAGGCCACUGAUGACGACUCCCUCGAUGCUGACAUUCAGACUCUACCUGCUGUUACCAGGGACAUGUGCAACAUCGACAGCGUCGCUGGCAUCGAGGAGGUUUUAAACCAGAUCAUCAAGGAGCUCAACAAGAUAAUCAUUGAGCGCGAGAGGCUGAGGCGGAAGCUGAAGCUGAAGGGCAACUCGUACAAGAUUGUUGCCAGGAAGUUCAACACUCUACUCAACAACAGGGCCUACAAGCCAAUCAAAAUGGCUUAA